ACUGGAAAUACACAUUAUUAAUCGAAUAACGCGAGGCUCGUUCGCGCACCAGAGGGAAAAGUUGUAUGUGAGGUAAAUAUAUCCCUCUAUCGGCCACAGUAAAACCACGCCUACUGCAGACGUCAAUAGGCAGUGCCGUGCACGUCGGAAACGUGCUAUGUGAAGACUCUGGGCCCUAUUGAUGAUACAAUAUGCAUUUCCGUGAUUCACAUUCAGUGUUACGUAUGCUACUCCAUUCUAUGCCACGACAUACACACUUCACUUAUGCGCUUCUUUUUAAAACCACUAGAAAAACUAAUUAAACUUCGUUAUAAUUCUUGAUCUUGCGAAUAUAAAUUGCGAAUUAAUCGAUUUAUUUCGAUAUUUUUUCACAAUAUAUUAGAAACAUAGCAAUUUUCUUUCCUGAUUUUUGAUUUAUUAAGAAAAUCAUGAAUAUUGUUUUAUAUCGAUAAAUUUUCGAAUAAAAUUUGUAACAUUUGAUCGUAAUCAAGUUAGUUUCGUCGCGAUUCGAAGCUUUCGCGAAGUCAUAAACAGUAAUUGAUCAAAACUGAUCAUUUUUAUGAAUCGAUUGAACAGAAUUUUGCUUGAUUGAUAAGUUUGUAAUUGUUUGGUUACGUUCUCCGCCAGUUGUUUAGUCUCUGAGACAUAUGCUGCUAAAUUAUCGAGAAUUACUAAAAGCGUUGCGAUAAUCACCGAAACGGAAGUUUAGUUCAGAUAAGGAUACGCGUGCGCGAGACACGAUGCUGUAAAUUUGUAUCGGAGAUCUAUAGUAUUUUAAUGAUACAGGUACAGUUUGAAAAGUAUAUUUUGCUUAAUAAAUUUCUUCAAUAUUGUACAACUUAAAACUAUAUAAAGUGAUAAAAAGUUUCAUUCAUUUUAACUAAUUUUUAAUAAAAAUAUGAAUAGAAAGAUAGAAAAAAUAUUAAAGCGUUUAUAAAAAUAAAACGUGGAUUUAUAGGUAUAUGAUUUGUACGCUCCUGAAAACGAUUGUCGGAAACGAUGUUCCAGCUGCGCAUGAGAAGGGCUAAACGCACGCGCUCUUAUGCUCCGUUUACGUUUACAUCUUAUUUUUAUUUAAAAUUUGUUUUUUUUAUUAAAGUUAAUUUGUAUUCAAAUGCACUAUAAAAAUGGAUUAAUAACAAAUGAUCAACGAUAAAUCAUGAAUCGAAUUGCUUAAUUCAACGAAGUGCGUUUAAUUAUACGUAUUCAGGAAUAGUGUCAAGAACAAAAAAGGAAAAAGAUGAGAGAAUGUUUAGUUAAUUAUCACUAAUCAUAUAAUAAUUUCAAGUAAUUAUUAAAAAUUCAAAGUUAGAAAAAAUGAAUUGUACAUGAACUGUAGCAUAGUUUUUGACUUGACGUUGCACUUGCAUCAUUUUAACCUGCCUUUCGACAGUGUCGUUCGCUCCGGUAAAGUAUCACCUCCGUGAGUGGCUAGUUUACGUUCCGUAAGCUGAUCCGCGCUGUCAGUGUGCCUGUCUCUUGUGAGGUUCCUGCGAUUCGUUUGUCGUCUGCCAGACCACGAAAUUAUCGCGUCUAUUUUCAUCGCGAGCAUUCGUCCCUCGAAUCGACCAAUUGUCGAUAACGAACGGGCACGAUAUUUUCAACAAACCGAAAUCUCCACAUUCCACUAUAACUUUUGAAUAUUCCCUAAUUAACAGAGAGAAACGAAGAAAAAGAGAAAAAAAAUCAUAAGAGAAAAUCGAUGAUACCAAUGUCGACCAUGAUUGCGCGUGAUCACAGAAAAGAUUAAAGUCGAGAAAUCGAAAAAAUGCAGACUCGCAAUAAUUAUACAGCAAUGAAUAUGCUGUCAAACGUAGUAAUGUUAUUGGCAAUAGUGGCCUUCGUGAACGCAGAGAGCAUCUUAAUGACUGAAGUAUUCAUUAUUCCAAUCAAACCAGAGACUUUCGACUGGAACGAUGAUGCACGUUCCGAUCAAUUCUCGUAUCAACCCUCGUUAUUAAAUGCGCCUGAUCUUCCAUCAUGGAUUCACUAUACAUAUAGCAAAAGAGAUCAUCAUGGUUUUGUAUAUGGUGUUGCGCCUAAGAAUCAAAAAUAUUUUCAGCUGGAGAUUGUAGGUCUAAACAAAUAUACCUACGAAACUAGAUACAAAGUUCUCGACAUGAACGUUCUCGAGAAAGAAAAUCUAACUAAGUAUGAGGUUCAUUUAAAAAUCGAUAAUCUAAACGUGGAGGACAUGUUCAAUCGGAACAGAACUAAUGAGCUUCUCGAUAUAUUUAGAAAGAGGUUAUGGAAAGAUGCAGUGAAUUUAUACGUAACUUUUUUAGCAUCUGCAGUCGAGCUUGGCGCUCGUUUGCCUCUGAAGCCAAGUGAAGGCGAAGGAGUUGUUAUAAGGUUAGGAAGUUCGAUGCCAUUCUCCCAAGAGUUGAACGAGCUGCAAGAAGAAGUAAAACCUUUGUGGAAAUUACGCUCCUGUCCUCGAGAUUUUAAACGUACCAGUGUCGAGAGACUCUUCAGAGAAGCAAGAUUCGCGUUGGAUUGGUGUUCCUUCAGAUUGGUCGAACAGGAGCAACAAAGUUUGCAACAAGAAAGCGCGAGACGGGGACCGAGUAUGAACGUUGGAUUGGAUUUACCGGCUUCAGGAAUUUCAGAGCACACGGAGUGGCGAUGGGCCAGAUCGACCAAAGCCAGCAUUCCCACGAGAAGUUACUUUGAAGAAAUUGUCACCACGAUCUUUGUGUCUGUUAUUCUGUUUUUCGUAUUGGCCGCUUUGCUCAGCAUGCUGUUGUGCCUGGAUCACGAGAAAAUAGAAAAGAGAGAAACUUCAACAGGAGAAGGAGUUAGCAAUAAUAUACAAAUGGUUCAAUAUGCUGCCGAAAGAGGUAUCUUAAAAUCGCUCUCCGUUCAACCUUCCAGUCCUAAUGAUUCUUUGCUACCAAGUCCCAGAAUUUCUAAUGAACGUUGCAAUCCAUAUAUUCGACCAAAUCCACCACCUUACACAGGACCAAGCAAUUUAGUCGGCAUUCGAGCAGAUUUCUGACUACACGAGGAGCCAGAAAAAACGUGGUUUUGCUGAAUUAGUAACGGUUUUCUAUCGUAACUACAGGAAAAUCGCAAAAUCAUUAAAACUGGCUCCAUAUUAUCUGUUGCUUCGUAAUUUGAUAUCGUAAUAUCUAUCAUAAAUUUUAUUUAAAGUUAAUAAAAAAAAUAUUUUAUAUUGCAUCACGAUAGUAAAAAUAUAUGUUUAAUUUAAAAGAUAUCAUAAUUAAUA
Molecule: messenger RNA, 3229 nt
Organism: Apis laboriosa (Himalayan honeybee)
Lineage: Eukaryota; Metazoa; Arthropoda; Insecta; Hymenoptera; Apidae
Gene: wfs1
Product: wolframin-like
Exons: 10
Coding region: 1769-2998 (409 amino acids)
Biological process (GO): endoplasmic reticulum unfolded protein response; calcium ion homeostasis
Cellular component (GO): endoplasmic reticulum membrane; sarcoglycan complex
Molecular function (GO): protein binding
Source: RefSeq, a predicted model, not a curated record